Messenger RNA from Ylistrum balloti, 465 nucleotides. RefSeq lists its product as uncharacterized. The transcript has a single exon. Lineage: Eukaryota; Metazoa; Mollusca; Bivalvia; Pectinida; Pectinidae. The record is from RefSeq and is a predicted model, not a curated record. Bases 1 to 465 code for a protein of 154 amino acids.
AUGCCUACAUUCAGCGCUAUCAUCGCUGACUUCCAGAAUAAGGUCAAAUGCGUAGACGACACAUGUAUGUGGGCAAAUUCUAUCGAAGCUGCAUCUUUUCAGGCUUGUGAAUGGUUCGAUCUUUGUGUACGAAAUGGCAUUACUCUGAAUCCAAAGAAAUUUCAAUUUGCCCAGGACGUUGUUGACUUUGCGGGAUUCACAAUCACUCCAACUAAUAUACGCCCCAGUGCCAAGUUCCUUGAUGCCAUCAGAAACCUCCCCACACCCACUGACACCAAUGGUGCAAGAGCUUGGUUUGGGUUCAUAAACCAGGGUGCAUAUGCAUUUGCCAUGACACGACAGAUGAAGCCUUUUCGUUCCCUGUUGAAACCCUCAACACCAUUUGUUUGGACAGAAGAGCUGGACAAGGUAUUCAACCAGUCCAAAGAGGUUAUUGUAGAGGAAAGAAGGUGUGCGUUUAUUUGA